GAUUCAAAAAUAAAGUAAGGGUUCUUUUUGGUAUGAUAUUUUUCAUUUCCCCAUCAAUUCAAGGAUGCCCAUCUGGGUGGUAUUCUUCCAUAGGGUUUUCAUCCAAAAAUUACACGGUCAAAGGAAUUCAGGGGAAAUAGCUUUCCUAGGGAAGUUUUCUCAAUUGGGAUACCAAACAUGAGAUUCAUACAUGCCCACCUUCACUUCCCCAGCAUUCUGAAAAUAUACCUCUUACCAAACACCACCUGAAAGAAACCCUCAUUCAUUCGAUUCUCAAUCGGCUUUGAAUUUUUGUUUUUGAUAGAUUAGGGUUUUGAGGGAGCGAUGGCUAUUGCAGCCCCAGGGCAACUCAACGUGAAUGAAUCCCCCACUUGGGGAUCCAGAAGUGUUGAUUGCUUCGAAAAGUUGGAGCAAAUUGGCGAGGGCACAUAUGGUCAGGUUUACAUGGCUAAAGAGAACAAAACUGGUGAAAUUGUUGCUCUGAAGAAAAUACGAAUGGACAAUGAGAGAGAGGGGUUUCCUAUAACUGCUAUACGAGAAAUCAAAAUUCUAAAAAAACUACACCAUGAAAAUGUGAUCAAGCUGAAAGAAAUUGUGACUUCUCCAGGCCCUGAGAAAGAUGAACAAGGGAGACCUGAUGGUAACAAAUAUAAAGGUGGCAUCUAUAUGGUCUUUGAAUACAUGGACCAUGAUUUGACAGGUCUUGCUGACCGACCUGGGAUGAGAUUUACAGUCCCCCAAAUUAAGUGUUACAUGAGACAGCUUUUGACGGGGCUUCACUAUUGUCAUGUAAAUCAAGUACUUCAUCGUGAUAUUAAAGGCUCAAAUCUUCUUAUAGACAAUGAAGGAAAUCUGAAGCUUGCAGAUUUUGGACUGGCACGAUCAUUUUCUAAUGAACACAAUGCAAAUCUUACAAAUCGUGUCAUUACAUUAUGGUACAGACCCCCUGAGUUGCUGCUAGGGACAACAAAGUAUGGGCCAGCUGUAGAUAUGUGGUCUGUUGGGUGCAUCUUUGCUGAGCUUCUUCAUGGGAAGCCGAUCUUUCCUGGAAAAGAUGAGCCAGAACAAUUAAAUAAAAUAUUUGAGCUGUGUGGAGCACCAGAUGAAGUGAAUUGGCCUGGGGUUUCUAAGACACCUUGGUAUAAUCAAUUUAAGCCAACAAGGCCAAUGAAAAGACGUCUGAGGGAAGUUUUCAGGCAUUUUGAUCGUCAUGCUCUGGAAUUGUUGGAGAGGAUGCUGACACUUGAUCCAGCUCAGGUAUCAUUUCUUCACUUGUGGGUCUGA
Messenger RNA from Gastrolobium bilobum, 1284 nucleotides. RefSeq names its product cyclin-dependent kinase C-2-like. Gene Ontology annotation, molecular function: ATP binding; cyclin-dependent protein serine/threonine kinase activity; RNA polymerase II CTD heptapeptide repeat kinase activity. NCBI's taxonomy places the organism in Eukaryota, Viridiplantae, Streptophyta, Magnoliopsida, Fabales, Fabaceae. Gene Ontology annotation, cellular component: nucleus; cyclin-dependent protein kinase holoenzyme complex. Gene Ontology annotation, biological process: positive regulation of transcription elongation by RNA polymerase II; protein phosphorylation. Bases 325 to 1284 code for a protein of 319 amino acids. The transcript has 10 exons. The record is from RefSeq and is a predicted model, not a curated record.